CACCACACUGGCGAAUGACAGUAGCUGGAGGGCAGUCUCUGUUGUUGUUAUAUGUUUCUUUCUGCGAGUUGCGAGUAGCGUUCCGGAAGCACCAAAUGACGGAAAGAUGGACCUCCGAGCAAAACGUACAGUUUGUGGAGUUAUACAAACAUCAACCCAACCUUUGGAACUGCUUGGAUCCUAUAUAUAAGAACCGGGAGUGGCGGAAGGCCUCGCUCGAACACAUUCGCGACGAAAUGGGUUUACAAGACACAAAUGAUGUUACGAGAAAGAUAAAAAAUUUACGUUCUACCUAUAAUCAGGAGUUAUUAAAAAUUCAGAAAGCCAAACAAAGUGGUGAGAUCUAUAAACCGACUCUCAAAUGGUUCGAUACUAUGGAUUGGAUUAUGAACAUAAUUCAUCCAAAUAAAAAAAACGCAACUAUUCUGGAACCACAUCAUGUGUCGAUAUCAUGGAAGGAGUUUUAUGAAGAAACUUCAGACUAUAACAACGGCAACAUUAGCAACGACACCUUUGAAGAACAAUCAAUGAAGCCGCCCAAACGACUACGAAUUAGUUCAACAUCAGAGAGAAAAUUACUCUCAGGACAGUCUAACGUUCGAGCAGCCGGGAAUGAACUAAGCGAACCUAAAGUGUCUGCCCCGAGUCCAGUAGAGCCAGAAGAUGAAUGUGAUGUAUUUGGAAGACAUGUAGCUCUGCAGCUCCGACAGCUACCCUCAAUCGAUAGAAUUGAGGCGAUCGAUGAGAUACACACGAUAAUCUCUGCAUACCGCAAGAAAGCCCUGCGCGCUGGAAAUGUGUAUUCGGAAUCUGGCCAUUCAUCAGAGCCAGAUGAAGGAUGUCCAGCAGAAUCACAAUCAACCACACCACCAACAAUACAAUUGAUACACCCAAGUGACAUUCUUGCCGUAGCAAUGAAAUCAUCUAGUAGAAUGAAAGCACCUACGUAGUAUUGUAUCAUAUUAUCAUUUCACCAUUGAAAAAUUACUAUAUAAGAUCCAUUUUAAUACAUAUAAAAACGUACAAAUGAA
Molecule: messenger RNA, 1031 nt
Organism: Toxorhynchites rutilus septentrionalis
Lineage: Eukaryota; Metazoa; Arthropoda; Insecta; Diptera; Culicidae
Exons: 2
Coding region: 15-950 (311 amino acids)
Source: RefSeq, a predicted model, not a curated record